This is a messenger RNA of Auxenochlorella protothecoides, 795 nucleotides long. RefSeq names its product UPF0568 protein C14orf166-like protein. Bases 1 to 795 code for a protein of 264 amino acids. Gene Ontology annotation, molecular function: RNA binding. Gene Ontology annotation, cellular component: tRNA-splicing ligase complex. Gene Ontology annotation, biological process: tRNA splicing, via endonucleolytic cleavage and ligation. The transcript has 3 exons. The record is from RefSeq and is a predicted model, not a curated record. Lineage: Eukaryota; Viridiplantae; Chlorophyta; Trebouxiophyceae; Chlorellales; Chlorellaceae.
AUGUCGUGCAUCCCGCUGUACCUCCGCGCCCUCAAGUACCCUGGCGCGUCGUCCUUCCCGUCUGAUACUAGAGCCUCCAUUGAAGUGGAGGCAGCACGUCCCUUGGUCACCUGGCUCGAGAACCAGAAGAUCCGGCACUACACCAUCCCCCAGCGGCAGGGUCUCCUGGCCACAUCUGCCGAUGACUGGCGGGCUGCCUACGGCCAGUAUCUGACCGCACUGGAGUGUCCAUGCUCGUCAGAAGGCCUGCCGGCGACCCUCCAGUGGCUCUGCUCGCGAGCGGUGUCCCUGGAGUAUGCAGACCGCAACGAGCAGCUGAAUGCCUCCACUUCCGCGGCAGUGGAGGUUGGCGGCGCCGUCUCCGACUGGUCGGAGCAUUCCCUGCCACCCUUUGCCGACACAGCCUCCCCUGCAGUGGCGGCUGCGGUGAUGCGCAUGCUGCGCACGCUGCACAUGGACCAGGAAGAGGUGACCCCCUCCACCGUGGAGCGGCUGAGCUCGGUGCUGGACACCCAGGUCCUGCCGGCCUUGCCUGGGGACGAGGACACCGCAGCCCCCUCCGGGACUGGACGGCAGGGCGUCUCAGCCGCCGGCCCGAUCGCGCUGCUGGCCGGCUUCCCGCUCGGCUUUUCCACCGGAUCGCCGCUCUCCGACGCGGCGGCUACCAUCCUGCGCAUGCUGUACCUGCGCGACCUGCGCGGCCUACAGGACGUCGUGGAUCGGGAGCUGGAGCGGGUGCAGGCGAGCACCGUGGGGGCCAUGGCGGACAAGGCCUACGGCCGCCCGGCGCGAUGA